This is a messenger RNA of Rosa chinensis, 867 nucleotides long. Its product is annotated as probable LRR receptor-like serine/threonine-protein kinase At1g53420. NCBI's taxonomy places the organism in Eukaryota, Viridiplantae, Streptophyta, Magnoliopsida, Rosales, Rosaceae. The record is from RefSeq and is a predicted model, not a curated record. Gene Ontology annotation, molecular function: protein binding. Bases 1 to 867 code for a protein of 288 amino acids. The transcript is spliced from 10 exons.
AUGGCAUUGAGUGGUGGAGGUGGUGUUCCUCGUGGUGGUAGUGGGGUUGUCGUUCUUGUUGUCGGCAGCUUUGCACAGUGCGACAAAGCUUGUUGUCGGUUAGGCAGUUUGCUGUUGGCAGGAUAUAUAACAGGUGUUUGUUAUUUUCUGAUGAAGCGCAGAUCUCUGAAAGCUCAGGAUUUGGCGGGAACACUCCCACCAGAGUUGGCGAGGCUUCCCUAUCUACAAAUAAUUAUCUAUAACCACGACUCAUUUUUCUUUGUUCUUUUCUUCUUUAGUGACCUCUCCCGCAACUAUCUGAGUGGUGCCAUCCCUCGAAAAUGGGGCUCCCUGCCGCUAGUUAACAUUUCCCUUGCUGGAAACCGUUUAACAGGUUCUAUCCCCAUUGAGAUCGGAAAUAUUAGCACCCUGCAAAGUUUGGAGAUCACUUCCAAUAAUUUUUCAGGACUUCCUCUGGAGCUUGGGAAUUUAACUAGCACAGACAGAAUGCUUCUUUCCUCAAAUAAUUUUACUGGGAAGUUGCCUGAAACAUUUGCAAGGCUUACCACACUAACGGACUUUCGGGUUUAUGACAGUAACUUUUCUGGGAAGAUACCUGAUUUCAUUCAGAAAUGGAAAAAUCUUACGAAACUAGUAAUUCAGGCUAGUGGUUUGACUGGGCCAAUUCCAUCCAACAUCUCUGUUUUGAAGGAAUUAACUGACUCUGUUAGUAUAGCAUUUGAGAGAAUUACUGACUUGGAUGGACCUGAAGCAACUUUUCCUCCACUUGAUAAUAUGACAAAACUGAAAACACUGAUGUUGAGGAAUUGCAAUCUUAUUGGAGAGCUACCUACGUAUCUUGCGAAUCUGACAGAGUUGGACAUGUAA